CCGACUGCGCGUGCACGUGCGUGCACAGCAAGAUGGAGCUGGUCAGAGAUUUCGGAGAUCCCCACGUCCUGACGCUCGCCGAAGAUCACAUCGUCCUCAAACUGGACACUGCAUUUGCGCGGGACGCAAUUCUUCCGGAAGGUCUCUCGAUCGCCGACGAGCACGGUUUCCUCCUAGUCGCGAACCAGAGAUCUCUGGUUUCAGCAUCGAAGACAGCUUUACUACGUGGGGUCACGAUCUCGAAGGCCCUGUUCUGCGGAUGCGCAUCCUUUGACUCCUCGGACUGCUACGGCCGGGUCGCCGGUAGGCUGCUCCGACAAACCCAGGAGCUAUGCAUCAUACACAACAAGGACAAGGUGUACAAUCUUAUCCGCAUGUUCCCGAACGUCGAGAUCCUUGCUCUACCGCACGAUCUUUGCACACAUGCCUUGGAAUUGGACGAGCCCUGCAGGGACCGCUCUGCACCGCUGGUCGAACGGAGCAAACUGAAGGAACUGGUGGGCAGCAUUGGCAGCUUCCGCGAUGGUUGCAUUGUUCUGAGUCCCGAGACUACGCUGGCGAUAAUGCGCACUUGUCCUGACGUACGUCGCCUCGACUCGUUCUGGGUCGUGAAGUGCUUCAAGGAGCUGCACGGCUUGCCCGCCUCGGUCAAAUGUCCUAGAACGGAGAGAUUCAUCCACCUCUGCCUUCUCUUGCAUAACUGGACGUCAAGUGAAAGGCUACCGAGCAUAUUCAUAGGCGAUGACGUCACGCUUGCUGCGAAGUUUCCAUCGAUUAAAAGGUUGCAGGUAAGAACACAUUGAGGGCAAAACACACUAUGCACAUGGAACAACUGAACAGAGGAGUACUGCGUACUUUUCGUUGUACUGCGUUGCUUUUCCGUACCAUCAACAAAAUCAUGAUAAUGA
Dermacentor andersoni is the source of this 908-nucleotide messenger RNA. Lineage: Eukaryota; Metazoa; Arthropoda; Arachnida; Ixodida; Ixodidae. The record is from RefSeq and is a predicted model, not a curated record.